ACAGUGAUAUCAGACGGGCGUAUAGCCACCGUUGCGCAUGCGCACAGAGCAGCAGAACUGACAUCGCGGGGCAGCACUGCAAUAUCCAUCGAUUCGGGACCGAGAAUUAUCCAUCUGCAUUCUCGUAAGACUGGUGCCACCUGUACAUACUAAUCCAUACCAACUGUGUCACUGAAGCAACAAUGUCCAUGGGAAGUGACUUUGGGAACCCUUUACGGAAAUUCAAACUUGUUUUUUUAGGGGAGCAAAGCGUUGGGAAAACAUCGCUGAUAACAAGGUUCAUGUAUGACAGCUUUGACAACACUUAUCAGGCAACUAUUGGAAUUGACUUUUUAUCAAAAACCAUGUAUCUGGAGGACCGAACUGUGAGGUUACAGCUAUGGGACACCGCAGGGCAGGAGCGUUUUAGGAGUCUUAUCCCAAGCUACAUUAGAGACUCCACAGUGGCUGUGGUGGUGUAUGAUAUUACAAAUGUCAAUUCAUUCCAGCUUACCUCCAAAUGGAUUGAUGAUGUCAGAACAGAGAGGGGAAGUGAUGUCAUUAUCAUGCUGGUGGGCAAUAAAACAGAUCUAGAGGAAAAGAGGCAAAUCACUAUAGAGGAGGGCGAGCAGCGGGCCAAAGAGCUGAAUGUGAUGUUUAUAGAGACUAGUGCAAAGACUGGCAGUAACGUUAAACAGUUGUUUCGGAGAGUGGCUGCAGCUUUGCCCGGAAUGGGGAGCUUAGAUGAUAACAACAAAGAAGGAAUGAUCGACAUUAAGCUGGACAAACAGCCAGACCCUCCGGCCACUGAGAGUGGGUGCUCCUGUUAGUAAAAAGUGGUUCGGACCUUCAUUAUCACCACAUGCUUGUUCUGUUGCUUCCUAUGGGUCCACGUCCAGUUGAACUUUAUGAUCGGAUAUAGGCUUUUUACAUCUGAAUGGGUCUUAAAUUAUAUUCCUUAAUCUACACUGUCUGUUUAAUUGCCAAAAUAAUAUCAUAGGUAAUUCAAAGCGACUAGCUAACAGAUUCAUAUAAGACAGGAAGUGGCAUGUGUACCAUCUUCGGACAAAAAAAACAUUCAGAGUGGAUUAUCGGUUGUUAUGUUUUGUAUUUUUGUACAUUACAAAAAAGCACUAAAUGAUGCCUUCACAAAGAAUGAGUUUAAGAGAGGCGACAAAGGAACUGUCUUUCAUCCAUAGCAUGCAUGUAAGACAACUUUUAGAAUCUGUCAUGUCUUUUGGUUUAUACACAUCGAUAGUAAUGAAAUGAAGAAAUCUGAAUUAAUGAAAACAAAAAGAAAAAAGAGAGAGGUCCUGUUCAAAGUCUUAGUGUGGGUCUGUGUAUACAGUACUUCCUACAUGUAAAUCCAGUACCAGCCUCCACGAGAGGUGUGUGUACUAACCCGGCUAACCUUUAAAGUGCUGUGGCACUGUUGCAAAGAACCACUGGAUUUUUUCUGCUAGCCUCAUGUAUACACUUAAGAUCCGCCAGGCGGUACUGUAUUGUAUAUAGUAUUUAAAUUAUUGUGAACAUCCAUCAUUUAGACGUGGUUUAUGUUCACUUGUAUAAAUAUUUACUUUUUUUCCUUUUAAUACGACAAGGGCUUCACUUUUAUUUUCUCAGUCUCACCUGUAGCCACACACUGGUAGUAAAGUAUUACUUCUGAUUUGGGCAUUUUGCUAUUGACUUAUACUGUUUUACUCAUCCACCGAUUUCUUUUUUUUUUCUAAAAGAAUACUAUUAUUCUUGUUAAAUCCCUUUCUGAUGUUUAACAGAACUAUGUGGGUUGAUUUUUAUUUUUAAUUGUUUAAAUAUAAUUUAACCAACUAGAACUAAUAAGAAUGAGAUACGCAUCAUUCAAAGCAAUUUUGAGGUGAGCCUUAGGAAACAACAGAUUUUCAUUUCAAAUACAUGCACUUUCUUCUGGGUUCUGACUAGGAAAUGUAUAGUUCACCACAUCCUAAAGUGAUGAAACAGACAAAUGAUUGUUGUAUCCUUCAUAUAUCCUGUGUAGUAAAGCUCUCAUAGUCUCCUGCACAUCUUGAAUGGAUGUGUAGAUUAAAAUUCAAAAUGCUAGUUGUAGGUGAACACUUCAUCUGAGGGAAUCCUAAAACAUGAAGACCUUUUUUCAAACAGAACUGCCUGUCAUCCGCUCACAAUAUUCUGGUUGUUGCAACAGUACGUUCAAGAAAUGUGAGUUGUUUACGAAUCUCUGGAAACAUAGUAUCUUUAAUAUUUAUUGUAUUUGUUUUUGGUUUAUAUUUUGAAUUGUUUACAUAAAUGCACUGAUUGUAUAGAGAUUCAUUUAGGAUAUAUUAGGUAUUUAUAAUAUAUUAAAUGUUAUUGCGAGUUUC
Messenger RNA from Carassius carassius (crucian carp), 2333 nucleotides. RefSeq names its product RAB6B, member RAS oncogene family b (gene rab6bb). The record is from RefSeq and is a predicted model, not a curated record. NCBI's taxonomy places the organism in Eukaryota, Metazoa, Chordata, Actinopteri, Cypriniformes, Cyprinidae. The transcript has 8 exons. The coding region runs from base 183 to 809 and encodes 208 amino acids. Gene Ontology annotation, molecular function: GTP binding; GTPase activity.